This is a messenger RNA of Nematolebias whitei (Rio pearlfish), 2017 nucleotides long. It is a transcript of the gene slc34a1b, whose product is annotated as solute carrier family 34 member 1b. The coding region runs from base 62 to 2017 and encodes 651 amino acids. The transcript is spliced from 12 exons. Lineage: Eukaryota; Metazoa; Chordata; Actinopteri; Cyprinodontiformes; Rivulidae. Gene Ontology annotation, biological process: intracellular phosphate ion homeostasis; sodium-dependent phosphate transport. The record is from RefSeq and is a predicted model, not a curated record. Gene Ontology annotation, cellular component: brush border; vesicle; apical plasma membrane. Gene Ontology annotation, molecular function: sodium:phosphate symporter activity.
GAGGCUUCACUUGAUUAAAGGUGGGGGGGUCACACAAAACUGACUGAGACAAGGGUUGAAGAUGCACGCUGCUCAGACUCCCUCACCGCCUACUGUCCUUCAGGAAGAGGACAGAGAGUCUGGCAUCGGAUCCACCCUUGACCUCUUGAGCAGCUCGGAGGGCUACAGCUAUCACACCAACCGCCACUCCACCCCCCCUUGGAAAAAAGAGGCAGGCGGCGCCCCCAGAGAACAAGAAGGCUCUCCUCAGGCUUCAGCGGAGGGCCUAGAGAAGCUCAAGCAGCUCGUCGUCAGUCUAUCAAAGAUCCCUCUUCUUUUCCUCCUCCUCUUCCUCUUCAUUUGCUCCUUGGACACUCUGAGCUCUGCCUUCCAGUUAGCGGGGGGGAAAGUAGCAGGAGACAUCUUCCAGGACAACGCGGUGCUGUCCAACCCGGUGGCAGGCCUGGUGGUGGGGAUCCUGGUGACUGUGCUGGUCCAGAGCUCCUCAACCUCCACCUCCAUCAUCGUCAGUCUGGUGGCCUCAGGAUUGCUUGAAGUAAAGUCGGCUGUUCCGGUAAUCAUGGGGUCCAACAUUGGGACUUCUGUCACAAACACCAUAGUGGCCAUGAUGCAGGCGGCAGAGAGAAACGACUUUCAGCGGGCCUUUGCUGGAGCAACGAUCCACGACUGCUUCAACUGGCUGUCCGUCCUGGUUCUGUUGCCUCUGGAGGUGGUGAGCGGGAUAAUGACCCGGCUGUCCCUCCUGAUGGUCUCCAUAUUAAGUCUACAACCCGGGGAGGAAGCACCUGAGCUACUAAAGGUCAUCACCGAGCCGCUCACACAGCUCAUCAUACAGCUGGACAAAUGUGUGAUCACAGAGAUCGCUCUGGGAAAUGAGGCCAUGAGGAACAGGAGCCUGGUGAAGGAAUGGUGCCGGGCUGACACAGUUUUGUCUUUUGGCAACAGUAGCAGUGAAACGAAGUGUGGCCUCAGUCAUAAUCUGUCUGGGACUUCGUGGGUCAAGUGCAGACAUCUGUUUGCAUCGACAGAGCUGUCAGAUCUCACCGUGGGCCUGAUUCUCCUGGCAGUGUCGCUGGUUGUCCUCUGCACAUGCCUGCUGCUUCUGGUCAAACUCCUCAACUCUCUUCUCAAAGGCCAAAUGGCAAAGAUCAUCUACAAAGUCAUCAACACAGAUUUACCGUAUCCAUUUGGGUGGCUGGCGGGAUAUGUUGCCAUGUUUGUGGGUGCAGGGGUAACAUUUGUGGUCCAGAGUAGUUCUGUCUUUACUUCAGCCAUAACUCCCCUGGUUGGAAUUGGUGUCAUCAGUCUGGAGCGGGCCUAUCCUCUUACUCUUGGCUCCAACAUUGGGACCACAGCCACAGCCCUGCUGGCAGCUCUGGCCAGUCCUGGGAACAAACUAGCAGCCUCUGUACAACUUGCUUUGUGUCAUCUCAUCUUCAAUGUCUUUGGCAUCCUGCUGUGGUAUCCUCUUCCAUUCAUGCGUCUGCCAAUAAGGAUGGCUAGUGUCCUGGGUGAGCGCACGGCCAAAUACCGCUGGUUUGCUGUGCUCUACCUCCUGCUCUGUUUUCUACUCCUUCCAUCGCUGGUUCUGGGCCUCUCUCUGGCCGGCUGGCAGGUGAUGGCUGGUGUAGGUGCCCCUUUUUUGGGUGUUUCUGUCUUCAUUGUCAUGGUGAAUGUGAUGCAAGCUCACAGUCCCCGUCAUCUGCCUACCAAGCUGCGAACCUGGGACUUCCUGCCCAAGUGGAUGCACUCUCUCAAACCGCUCGACCGUUUAAUCACCAAAGCGACCGUCUGCUGCAGCUUCACUUGUGAAGAGGUUCGGGAGGAAGGAGAAGGAGAAGAGAAGCCCAUCUCUACACAGACGUCUGUUCACGUGCAGGACGAGUUGGGAGGUUUUCAAAAGAAGGAACAUUUGGCUUAUAGCAACCCAGUCCUGGACUGCCUGGAAGAAAUCAGACCAGGUGUGCCAGUUUUUAGACUGAAAGGAUUAGAGAGGUGCAACAGCACUCCACUGUAG